AUGACACUUCCUGCACAAAUUAAAGCCAGAGGAAAAGAUGCAGUUACUGCAUUCGUCAAUGAAAUUGAAAAAGGUGAAAUGACGUUGGUAAAUAGCAGAGUGAUGUUUCUAGGAAAGGAAGGGGCUGGUAAAACCAGCCUUGUAAAUUCCAUCCUUGGAAAACCAUUCAAUGAGAAUGAACCAUCAACUUGUGGUAUUCUAACAACAACAGUAUUUCAAACUGUUGGUUUAGACUACAUCAAGUGGGAGGAACAUAAGGAUGUAGACGUGUGUGAAUUAACCAAGAAAAUACGAGAGUAUAAUAUAGCAGAACGUAUUGCAAGGAAGUUGGAACCACCAGAAGGCCAGGAAACCACAUCUAUGUCCGUAUCACCCAGUUCUACAGCAUCUCCAAUGGAAACAUCAGAAGAAGCUACAAGUCUAACUUCAGAGGAAAAAGAAACUUCUGAUGUGUCUCAGAGUGCUGCAAAUGUUCAGUUCGAUAGACUCCCAGAAGAAAUUUUUAAAAAAGUUGUAGCUAAUCUUGACCGCCAGAAUCCUGAACCAAGCAGGAGCGCAGAAGAACCAAAACCCGGCAUUUUUAAACGAUUCUUCAUGAAAAUAACGAGAAACAAGCCUACUAACAAAGAUGCACGCUUUGAACGUGUUGUUGAACGUGUUGUUGAAAAUGUACCUAGUGAUGUAACAUGUAUAUGGGAUUAUGCAGGCCAAAUCUCAUAUUAUAUAACUCAUAGGUUUUUCUUGACAGAUGGAUCGUCAUAUGUCGUUGCUUUUAGUUUGUUUGAGCCUUUAAAUGAAUUGGCAAAAUCAAGAGGUCCACUAAAAGAUCGGUUUGAAAUGACUAAUCUCCAAAUGAUUAUUUUCUGGAUACGGUCAAUAUAUGAGCACGCUGUACUACAAUAUAAUGCAAGUACGCAAUUAAUAAAUGACACUAUAGCCUCACCCACAAUCAGUUUGGUUGGCACUCACAAAGACAAGUUAGAGGGAAGUGAGGAGAAUAAACAGAAUCAGAUUGAAGCAAUAUUCAAAAUAAUAUUUGAAGAAAUCAAAGGGAUGCCUUUCGAACUUCACGUUGACAGAACGAUGUAUGCUGUAGAUAAUACAUCAGCAAAUGACAAAGGGAUUGAAGAAUUAAAAAAAAAUCUUGGAGGUUACACAAAGCAAAUGGCAAAAACAGUUCCCACAAAAUGGGUUGAUUUCCAGUCGAAAAUCCAAGAAGUCGGGAAAACAACACUGCGCAUGUCCUUAGACGAGGUCAAUGAGAUUGCUGUCGAUUGUGGAAUUCCGAACGAAAACACCAUCCACAUUCUCAACUAUUUAAAUGAUUGCGGAAUCAUCAUGUAUUCGCCAACUAACAUCAAGUUGAAGAACACUGUGAUUACUAACGUUCACAUGUUGAUUGAAAUCUUCACGAAAGUAAUCACAACAGAAGAUCAGAGACCCGCAAUGAUGAAAUUAUGGCAUCUGCUUGAUAAAGGCAUUCUGAGUGAGACAUUGCUACGUCAUCUGUGGAAACAUGAGUUGGAGGAAGACGCUAGCAGCUUUGACAUUUUUGUCGAAUUGAUGAAGGUUUUUGGACUGCUCUUUGAGAAGCAAACGGUAAUUCAAUGCCUCUACUUAUCAUCUUGA
Molecule: messenger RNA, 1629 nt
Organism: Anneissia japonica
Lineage: Eukaryota; Metazoa; Echinodermata; Crinoidea; Comatulida; Comatulidae
Product: probable serine/threonine-protein kinase roco4
Exons: 11
Coding region: 1-1629 (542 amino acids)
Source: RefSeq, a predicted model, not a curated record